Molecule: messenger RNA, 612 nt
Organism: Eimeria acervulina
Lineage: Eukaryota; Apicomplexa; Conoidasida; Eucoccidiorida; Eimeriidae
Product: Anamorsin homolog, related
Exons: 5
Coding region: 1-612 (203 amino acids)
Biological process (GO): iron-sulfur cluster assembly
Cellular component (GO): cytoplasm
Molecular function (GO): iron-sulfur cluster binding
Source: RefSeq, a predicted model, not a curated record
AUGUACGCUGGGUUCUUGGAACUGCGAAGAGAGGAGUGGCCUGAGCCCCUCGUGAAGGCAGCUGCGAAGAGGGAAGAUGUCUGUGUGGGAGUCUGGAGGAAGCCCCCCUGGGCCGUGGGGGCUUCCGCCCCUAUCGGUGCAUCUGUAGCAGCAGCAGCAGGAACAGCAGCAGGAGCAGCAGGAAGUCUGAUUGAUGAAGAUUCUCUCGUAGACCCCAAGGAGACGUACACCCCGCUGGGCAAGGGGCGUAGUGACUGCGCGUCUCGCCCUCGUGCAUGUGCAAACUGCACGUGCGGGCGGAAGGAGAUGGAGGAGAAAGCAGAAAAGGAAGCAUUUAAAAAACAACUGGAGACAGGGGCUGUUCGCAGCUCCUGUGGCAAUUGUUACCUGGGCGAUGCCUUCAGAUGCGCAGGCUGUCCUUAUAGAGGGCUCCCCGCCUUUCGCCCUGGGGAGAAGGUGGACCUCUCUGCUGAGGGAAGGGCUGGCGCUGCUGCUGCUUUAGCUGCUGCUGCUGCUGCUGCACAGACACCUGGAGACGCCGCAGCUGCAGGCAUUACAGUGGCGAAAGGCACCAACAAAGUUGUUCUUUCUUCUCUCGAUGAUGACCUUUAA